AUGGGUAUCCAGGGUCUCCUACCUAUGCUGAAGGAGAUACAAGAGAGCGGACAUAUUGAGCACUUUAGAGGGAAAAGAUUAGCGGUAGAUGCCUAUGUAUGGCUCCACAAAGGGGCAUUUGGAUGUGCCGAGGCUCUAGUCAAAGGACAGGUAAAUACGAAAUUCGUCGACUAUGCGAUGCAUCGCGUGAGGCUACUUCGGCACUAUGGUAUCGAACCAUACAUUGUCUUCGAUGGUGGACCGCUACCCGCGAAGAAAGUGACAGAAGUAGCCAGAGCUAAAUCCCGAGCUGAGAGUCUCGCGAAAGCGCGGUCACUGGAGUCACAAGGGAGAGGGCACCAGGCUAGAGACCACUACACAAAAUGCUUGGAUAUAACCCCGGAGUUGGCAUUUCAGCUCAUCAAGGCAUUGAGAGCCGAAGAAGUAGACUACAUUGUUGCUCCUUAUGAAGCAGAUGCACAAUUGUGUUAUCUCGAGCGGGAGGGUAUUGUCGACGGUAUCAUCACGGAGGACUCGGAUCUUUUGGUGUUUGGAUGCAAACAGGUCAUAUUCAAGCUAGAUGGUCAAGGUCAUUGCGUUUGGAUCAACCGGGAGCGAUUCGGCGAGACCUCUUCGUUUCCAAUGCAUGGAUGGACUGACGUAGAGUUCCGACGUAUGACUAUGCUAUCUGGGUGUGACUAUCUGCCAUCGAUUCAAGGGAUGGGUCUCAAGACUGCUCAUAGGAUGCUGAGACGAUGCAAGACGGUAGAAAAGACACUCGCCACCGUACGCAUGGAGGGAUCAAUGGAUAUUCCUUCGACAUAUCUAGCUCAAUUUGCGCAAGCGGAGCUCGCCUUCAUGUACCAAAGAGUAUAUUGUCCAAGAGCACAGAGGAUCAUAACACUGAACGAGCUGCCUGAAGUGGGGAUCAGUGAAGACGAUCACAAGUGGAUCGGCUUGUGA
Messenger RNA from Kockovaella imperatae, 942 nucleotides. RefSeq names its product PIN domain-like protein. The record is from RefSeq and is a predicted model, not a curated record. Bases 1 to 942 code for a protein of 313 amino acids. The transcript is spliced from 9 exons. Gene Ontology annotation, molecular function: metal ion binding; 5'-flap endonuclease activity; DNA binding. NCBI's taxonomy places the organism in Eukaryota, Fungi, Basidiomycota, Tremellomycetes, Tremellales, Cuniculitremaceae.